AUGGACAACAAUAACGUCACCCAAAUAAUACUAAACCUUACCCUGGAGACCAUCUACCUGCUGACUGGAGAGGACUAUGAAGUAAUGAAGAGGACAUCUGGUGGUGGCUUCACUUCCCGUGUCUGUGGGGGCUUGAGCCAAACUAUGAAUCCUUCACUUCCCUUCAAGAAGCAGGAGAAGAACGACAAGAAAAUUCUGGAACUCACCAACCAGGUCAUUCACAUACUGACUGGAGAGGUGUGGAAGUAUUUGGGACAAACAACUCUGAGUGACCACGCAAAGCUGGAAGACUCUACGUCUAUAUGGACUCAUGAUGCAAAUCAUGAUCUACCCAACUGCAGCAAAGAGCAAUCCAAUUUCCAUGAUGUGGGUGUGUCAGUAGCUAUGGAUAGUACCCACCAUAUGUCCCUGAUGCCCAAUGGUUCUGAAGAAGCCUAUCCAUCAGACUCUGAAAUCUCCACACCGACUCUUAUCAAAGAGGAACCCCUGUCAGCUGAAGAACGUCUCCCCCGGCUGGUGGUCUCCAAACCAAGACAACAUACAUCUCAAGUUGAUACAUUAUCACAUGAAGACGGGCACCCGGGAAAGCUGGAUAUUUAUUCCCCUGCUGCGCAAUACCUAUCUUUCACCAUCAAGGAGGAAGAAGAUCUCCAACGCACAGAUCCCAACAUAUCCUCCAAUGAAAUGCGGGCCACAUCUCCAGAGAUCUCAGAUGAAUCCAUCAUGCUGGAAAACUUGGAUGAAACUGUGACUUCCCUUGGGAACCAUUUUUCUGCCUCGCCAAAUCAGGAGCACUCCCGGCAAGCCAACCCCGGUGAGGAAUCAUAUUCUCAUUACGACUACAGUGCUGGUGCAGGUGGUGAUUUCACCAAAGCUGGGUUCUCCGGGACUGGUGAAAAGCCUUCUGACCCACAGCUGAGUCUCGGCAAGCAUCUGAUGAUUCUCCGGAAAGGAAAAACCUUCUUCUGCUCAGAGUGCGGGAAGUCCUCCUCCUGGAGGUCGGUAAUGGUCCACCACCAGCGCAUUCACACGGGAGAGAAGCCGUUUUCUUGCCCCGAGUGUGGGAAGUGCUUCAACAGCAAAUCCCACCUCAUCCUGCACCAGAGGACUCAUACGGGCGAGAAGCCGUAUUCGUGUUCGGAGUGCGGGAAGUCUUUCACCUGCAGCUCGCACCUCGUCACGCACAGGCGGGUUCACACGGGGGAGAAGCCUUAUUCCUGCUCCGAGUGUGGCAAAAGCUUCAUCAGCAGCUCGAAUCUCAUCCGGCACCAGAAGUUUCACACCGGAGACAAGCCCUAUUCGUGCCUGGACUGCGGGAAGAGGUAUGCACAGAAGUCGAGUCUUUCUGCACAUCAGAGGCUUCACAGAUGUAAGAGAAUGUAUUCUUGUACUGAGUGCGGGAAAUGUUUUCCACAGAAAAGCAGCCUCUCUAGGCAUCAGAGACUGCACACAGGCGAACGCUAUUUUUGCUCCGAGUGUGGGAAAUCCUUUGCGAAUAACUCACACCUAGUCCGGCACCAGAGAGUCCACACGGGCGAGAAGCCGUACUCCUGCCUAGAUUGCCGGAGGAGCUUCGCCAACAGUUCCCAUCUUAUCCGCCACCAGCGGGUCCACACGGGGGACAAGCCUUACUCCUGCCUCCAAUGCGGGCGCUGCUUCUCCAACAACUCCCACCUCGUCAUCCACCAGCGGGUCCACACGGGCGACAAGCCCUACUCCUGCGACGCGUGCGGCAAAAGCUUUGGCACCAAACAGAACAUGGACCGCCACAAGCGGAUCCACACCGGGGAGAAGCCCUUCGACUGCCCCGUCUGCAAGAGAAGCUUCGCCCACAAGUCGGCCAUGAUCAAACACGAGCGGAUCCACACGGGCGAGCGGCCGUACAUCUGCGGCGAGUGCGGCAAGGGCUUUGUGGCCAAGUCGGAGCUGGUGAAGCACGAGCGGACUCACACGGGGGAGAAGCCGUACGAGUGCGCCGAGUGUGGGAAGCGCUUCAGCCGGAACUACGAACUCGGCCUUCACAAGAAGAUCCACACGGGGGAGAAGCCGCACUGUUGUCCGCAGUGCGGCAAAUGGUUCCUGCGGAAUAAAGCGCUUCUGGAUCACCAGCGGGUCCACACGCGGCCGAAGCCGCACAGCUGCUCCGAGUGCGAGAAGUCCUUCCCUCUGAAGCAACUGCUUGUCAUACACCAACGCAGCCACACGGGGGAAAAGCCGUACGCCUGUACGGACUGCGGCAAGUGUUUCUCCCAGCGCUCCUCGCUGGGGAAACACCUGCGGUCCCACUCCGGAGAGAAGCCGUACCCGUGCCCCGUGUGCGGGAAGAGAUUCGGCAGCAGGCCCACCCUCAUAAUCCACCACCAGAGCCAUACGGACGAGAAGCCCUUCGCGUGCUCGGAAUGCGGGAGCAGCUUCCACCAGAAGAUCGCGCUCAUAAAGCACCAGCGCAUUCACACGGGAGAGAGGCCGUACUCCUGCAACGAGUGCGGGAGUCGCUUCACCCAGAAGCACUCUCUGUCCAUGCACAAACGGACCCAUUCUGGCGAGAAGCCCUUCGAGUGCACGGAGUGCGGCAGGCGCUUCUCCCGUAACUCGCUCCUCAUCGUUCACCAGAGGAUCCAUUCCGGGGAGAAGCCGUACUCGUGCGCGGAGUGCGGCAAAUCUUUCCGCCAUAAGUCAGUGCUGAGCAACCACCAGCUGACUCAUACCAGGGAGCGGUCUUUUCCUUGCCCGGAGUGUGGGAAGUGUUUUAACCGCAGCUGCUACCUCAUUCUACACCAAAGAGGACCUCACCCCGGUGUAAAACCCUAUUGUUGUUCAGAGUGCGGGAAGGGUUUUUCUGACAUCAGCCACCUGACCGUUCACAAGAGAAUCCACACAGGGGAGAAGCCAUACACCUGUUCGGAGUGCGGGAAGUCCUUUACCCAGAAGUCAUUGCUGAUCAGCCACCUGAGAACUCAUACCGGAGUGAAACCCUAUUCUUGUUCGGAGUGCGGGAAGUGCUAUUCCCAAAGUGGACACCUGACUGUUCACAAGAGAGUCCAUUCUGGAGAGAAGCCGCACACCUGCUUGGAGUGCGGAAAAUCGUUUUAUCAGAGGUCACUCCUGACCUACCACCAGCGGAUUCACACCGGGGAGCGGCCGUACGCCUGUCCGGAGUGCGGGAAAAGUUUCACCCAUCGAGCGAACCUAGCCGUGCACCAGAGGAUCCAUCUGGGAGAAAAACCAUUUUCGUGUGCAGAGUGCGGGAAAUCCUUUAUUAAUAAGUGGGGGCUGAUCAGCCACCGGAGAACUCAUACCGGGGAACGGCCUUACUCGUGCCCCGAGUGCGGAAAGUGCUUUUCCCGUAGCCCUAACCUGAACCUGGUGAGGCAUCAGCGCAUCCACCGGAGCCUCAAAGCGUACACGUGCCCCGAGUGCGACAAGUCUUUCCAGCAGAAGUCCACGCUGGUGGUCCACCUGCGCAUCCACACCGGGGAGAAGCCGUUCCCCUGCAAGGACUGCGGCAAGUGUUUCGCCCAGAAGUCGUCGCUCAUGAAACAUCUGCAGUCCCACACCGGGGAGAAGCCCUACUCCUGCUCGGAGUGCGGGAGGUCCUUUGGCCGGAAGUCCAUGGUGGUAAGCCACCAGCGGACUCACACCGGGGAGCGGCCUUACGCCUGCGCCGUGUGCGGGAAGUGUUUUUCCAGCAGCACAAAUCGCCUUUCCCACCAGAGGAUCCAUUCGGGGGAGAAGCCGUACGCGUGUUCCGAGUGCGGGAAGUCCUUUUCCCUAAAGUCGUCCCUGACCAGCCACCAGCGGACACAUACCGGAGAGCGGCCUUAUGUUUGUUCUGAGUGUGGGAAAAGCUUUACCCGCAGUUAUCAUCUUCUCCAGCACCAGAAGAUCCACUCGCUCAUGUACAGCGGGCCCCAUUCCCUGCCCUGUUUGCAGUGCGGGAAGUUCUUCGGCAGGGAGGAGCAGCUGGUGAAACAUCAGCUGAUCCACACCAGCCCCAAACUGUACACGUGCCCCGAGUGCGCCAAGUCCUUCCGGCUCCGGUCGCUGCUCAUCGAGCACCUGCGCACUCACACCGGGGAGAAGCCGUUCGCGUGCAAGGACUGCGGGAAGUGUUUCGCCCAGAGGUCGACGCUGAUGAAGCACUUGCGGGCCCACUCGGGCGAGAGGCCGUACUCCUGUACGGAGUGCGGGAAAUCCUUCAAUCAGAAGUCGAUGCUGGUCAACCACCAGCGGACCCACACCGGGGAAAGGCCUUACGCGUGUUCGGAGUGCGGGAAGCGCUUCUCCCACAGCACCAACCUGGUGACCCACCAGAGGAUCCAUUCGGGAGAGAAGCCCUAUUCGUGUAAGGACUGCGGGAAAUGUUUUACUAAGAAGUCAGCCCUGACCUGUCACCUGCGGACGCACACCGGGGAGCGGCCUUAUGCUUGCUUGGAGUGCGGGAAAAGCUUCACUCGCAGUUCUUACCUCCUCCUACACCAGAGGGUCCACUCAGGUGAGCGGGCUUUCAGCUGCGAUGGGUGCAAGAAAAGCUUCGCCAGCAGCUCCGACCUCCUCAAACACCAGCUGGUGUACAAGGGGCCCCAUUCUCUCAUCUGUCUGGAGUGCGGAAAGUGUUUCGCCAAGAAAGCACAGCUGGUUAAACAUCAGCGUAUCCACACCAGGCCCAAGCCCUUCACCUGCCCCGAGUGCAAGAAGUCCUUCCCUCUGAAGUCCCUCCUGAUAACGCACCAGAGGGUCCACACGGGGGAGAAGCCGUUCUCAUGCCCGGAGUGCGGAAAGUGUUUUGCCCAGCAGUCGUCGCUCAUCAAACACGUGAGGACUCACUCGGGGGAGAAGCCGUACAGUUGCUUGACGUGCGAGAAGAGCUUCACCAGCAGCACCAACCUCAUUCUGCACCACCGUACGCACACGGGAGAGAAGCCCUUUGUGUGCACAGACUGUGGGAAGGGCUUUGGCCAGAAGUCCCUCCUGGUCAUCCAUCAGAGGUCCCACACGGGGGAGAAGCCUUAUUCCUGCCCCAUCUGCGGAAAGUUCUUCACCAGCAAGUCCCCCUUUGUCCGGCACCAGCGAAUUCACACGGGCGAGAAGCCUUUUUCCUGUCCGGAGUGUGGGAAGUGCUUCAACCAGAAUUCGCUACUCAUGAAGCACCAGCGCGUUCACACGGGAGAGAAACCCUUUCCCUGUCCCGAGUGCGGGAAAUUCUUCGCCCAGAAGACCUCCCUGGGCAAACACCGACGGACUCAUUCCGGGGAGAAGCCCUACAUGUGCUGUGAGUGCGGGAAGAGCUUUGCCCGCAGCACUCACCUCACCGUUCACCAGAGAAUCCAUUCGGGAGAGAAGCCGUACUCCUGCUCACAGUGUGGGAAAUGCUUCAACCAGAAAUCGGUGCUGAUCAGUCACCAGAGAACUCAUACCGGGGAACGACCUUUUUCUUGUUCCGAGUGUGGGAAGCGCUUCACCCGCAGCUCCCACCUUCAUAUACACCAGAGAGGCCACUCAUUAGAGAAAGACGUCGCACGCUACUUCCUGGUUUUGCGUUUCACCCGACAGGACAAUUCCGCACUCUACUUCCGUGUUGUGCGUUCCACCACGGCCACGCCCCUCGUUAUACGGCUGGAAAAACUUGGCGACCAUUUUGCUGUGGUCCAAAAGCUUGUUGUGAAAAGAUAUCCUACCUGGGUUUACAGACUGGCGAAGGAGACUUCUGCUGAGACCAGGUCACAGAAUGUGUCAGAAGAAAGGCGCCGGAAACACGUUAUGGAGACCCCAUUUCCUACCAUAAUGCAUGAAAAGAACAACAAGAGGAUUCUAGAAGUCAUUAACAAGAUGAUUGAGCUGCUGACGGGAGAGGAAGAAAACCUGAUUGAUAUCAAAGUUGAGAUUAAGGAGGAAGCAGAAGAAGGGGAGAUCACACCCGUGAUGGUGAAGGAGGAGGAAAUCCCUACAGAGAUCAGCACAGAUGGACUCUACAUCAGGAGAACAUCGGGGGAACAUCUCGAUUGUAAAACCGAAUACAGUGACAACAGACUAAAGACCCCAAGAGAAUCCCCCCACUGGGAGAUCAGGUCAGCUGAUCCUUCCAAUCCUGAAGAAGCUUCUGUAGAUGUUGGUCUACCCGGCAUGGGCCAUGCCAGCGGGCAGGUUUUCCCCUGCUCCAAAUGCGGUAAAUGUUUCGGCCAGAACGCGGAACGCGUCCGCCACGAGAAGCUUCACUUGGCCGAGAAGCUGCUUCAGUGCCCCGAGUGCCAAAAAUGCUUCUCCAACAAGGUGGCCCUCAACCGGCAUAAGAAACUCCACACGGCCAACAAGCCGUUUCAGUGCCCGGAGUGCGGCAAGCAGUUCCUGUACAAAUCCACCCUUCUGCACCACCAGCUUCUGCACCAGGCCGAAAAGCCCUUCGCUUGCCAGGAGUGUGGGAGGAGCUUCAUCCAGAAGGCUGACCUUCUGGUCCACCAGAGGGUCCACACGGGCGAGAAGCCCUUCCGGUGCUCGGACUGCGGUCAAAGCUUUUCGCAGAAGUCCCAGCUCACCCGUCACGUGAGGUUCCACACGGGCGAGAAACCGUUCGCCUGCCAGGACUGCGACCGGAGCUUCAGGGACAAAAAGGACCUGACGGUCCACCGGCGGAUCCACACGGGGGAGAAGCCGUUUCAGUGCUCCGAGUGCGGCCGCCGGUUCUCCCACAAACCCCGGCUGGUGCGCCACCAGAAGCUGCACUCCGGGGACCGGCCGUUCCCUUGCCCCGAGUGCGAAAAACGCUUCGUGCAGAAGACGGACCUCGUCAUCCAUUUACGAAGCCACACCGGCGAGAAGCCCUUCCCGUGCCCGGAAUGCGACCGGCGCUUCGCCCAAAAAUCCAAGCUGCUUCGCCACUGGAGGCUCCACACGGUCGAGAAGCCGUUCUCCUGCACGGACUGCGGCAAAUGCUUCACAGACGAGCCGACGCUCGCCGCGCACCAGAGGGAUCACCUGGACGAAAAGCCGUCCUCUGGGCCCAAGAGCCGAAAACUUUUUCAAAAGCAGCCCAGGGCGCGCGCCGACGACCAAUCGUACCCUUGCACCGAGUGCGAAAAGACAUUCCCAUGCAGGGCCAGGCUUGUCCAGCACCAGGUCUUCCACACGCGGGAGAGGCCCUACCCGUGCCCGGACUGUGGGAAAUGCUUCCCGUAUAAAUCGUACCUUGUCCGCCACCGGAGGACCCACACCGGCGACAAGCCUUACCCGUGCCCGGAGUGCGACCGCCGCUUUGCCGAAAAAACCAAGCUGGUCCGGCAUCUGAGGCUUCACACGGGCGAGAGGCCCUUUUCCUGCACGGAAUGUGGGAAAAGCUAUACGCAGAAGCAGAGCCUGGUCCAACAUCUGAGGAGUCACCAGGAUGGAAGGCCCGUGCGAGAGUAUGGUUUGGGAGAUGAUGCAUAUCUGGCUCACCUUUCCAGCUUCCGCAUGGAGAGGAUCUGCAAAAGGCCCCUUGAAAGGGAUUUCUUCACUCAAGAUCAGACCCUCUCUAUUGGGUUUUCCAUAAUGAAGAAGGGCGAGAGUCACAUGACUGAGAAGAUAUUGAACCUCACCUUGGAGAUCAUGUACCUGCUGACCGGAGAGGAUUACAUAGUUGUGAAAACAUCUGGAGAUCAUGCAACCCCGAGAAGCCCUCACCAUGUACCAGGAGGACGGAACAGGAGCCCUAGCCCCAAUGGAAAUGACAUCAGGAAACCAUCAGAGGAAUGUUCCAUUUCAUCACCACAUUGUGACCCUUUUGAUGAUUACAUCCCCCAAGACUGUCCCAUGUCUCCAAAUAUCCAAUCAGGACUGCUUGAUGCCGAUGGAUCUCUUGUUUGCCCGAAUCACAAAGACUCUUCUUCUGAUGAAUUCCAUACAGAUACCCAAAAUCUCCAUCCAGAACUUCACAAUGUGCCACCAAAGCCCUCUAAACCCAAGAAACCACGCACCCUUACACCAAAGCCUAGAUCAAAUAAAUCCUUUAAUCCUCAGAGACUGACCGAGAUGGAAAUUGUAUCAAAUGGCCAUAUGUACAAAGCUCAUAAAGCAUUCUGGUGCCCGGAAUGUGGAAAAUGUUUCUCCAAGAAAACCGAUCUGAUUAAGCACCUAAGGAGUCACACGGGCGAACGGCCGUUUUCUUGCCCCGAGUGCCAGAAAGGUUUUACCCAGAGUUCCCAUCUCAACCGGCAUCGGAGAAUCCACGCCGGGGUGAAGCGAUACGCGUGUUCCGAAUGCGGAAAGUGCUUUUCGGAAAAGUCCGAUGUUGGCCGGCAUCAGAAGGUCCAUCUGUUGAAGACGCCGUCGCCGUGUUUCGAGCAUAAUAAUGGUUUUACUGUGAUAACAAACCCUCCAUCUGGUGGUCAGAAGGCUGAGCUUCAGAAAUGUUGGUCUUCUAUAUCUGGUGUUCAGGACGCUCACCUUCAGAAAUGUUGGUCCUAUGUAUCUGAAGGUGUCAGGAGGUUGUUGUCUCUCUCCAUGAAGGAGUGGGAGUAUCUGGAAGAACACAAGGUUCAGUGCAAGGACUCUGUGAUGGAGAAUCAGCCACCACUCGCAUCACCGGAUGGAUCAAGUGACCAGAACCCACCAGACAGAUGCCCUAGUCCUGAUUCGUGGAACGAUGCAGUGGACUUGCGUGAACUUAACAUCAUUGUUAAAGAAGAGGAGAUUGCGAUACCAGUGACCGUGAAGGAAGAGGUGGCUUCAGUAGACCUCAGGACUGAUGGACACAAAGAAGAGGACAUCUUGGAGGUGUACCUUGCCUCAUCUCCAGACUGUAAAACAGAGAACAGUGACAUCACUCUGGUCACCCCUCAAGAAGACCAGGUCUCCCCGAAUAUCCAGAUCGUCCUUUGCUCUGCCAGCAUUUUGCCCAUCCCCACUAACCCCAUCGAACUCCCCAGUCCUGUUGCUCCUCCGACUAACUGUAGACGCAAAAAAGUCUUCCCCUGUCCCGACUGCGGGAAGAACCUUAGCCACAAGGCCAAUCUUAUAGCGCACCGGCGCAUUCACACUGGCGAAAAGCCGUUUUGCUGUCCAGACUGCGGGAGGGCCUUCACCCAGAAGUCAGAUCUAGCAAGGCAUCGAAGGAUCCACACAGGAGAAAAGCCGUUCGCGUGUCCGCACUGCGACAGAUGUUUCACACAGAAGUCGGACCUGGCCCUACACAAAAACGUUCAUGCGGGUGAAAAGCCCUUCCCUUGUUCGGACUGUGGGAAAAAAUUCACCCGAAAGUCAGUGCUGAUCCGACACAGGAGGAUACAUACCGACGAGAACCCUUUCCCAUGCCCUGAAUGUGGAAAAUGCUUUGUGCAAAGGUCGGAUCUGGUCUACCACCUCCGAAUUCACGUCGGUGACAAGCCCUUCUCCUGCGACGAGUGUGGGAAGUCCUUCAUCGGCAAGUCCGACCUGGUCACCCACCAGAGAAUUCACACCGGUGAGAAGCCUUUUGCCUGCACGGACUGCAGCAAGCGCUUUGCGCACAGGACGAUGCUCAUCAACCACCAAAGGGUCCACACCGGGGAGCGGCCAUUCUUCUGCACGGAGUGUGGCAGGAGCUUCAUGCAGAAGGCCAGUCUGAUAUAUCACCAGAGACUCCACAGGGGCGAGAAACCCUUUCCCUGCCCUGAUUGCAGCAGGAGUUUUACACAAAAGUCUGAUCUUGUCCGACAUCAGCGGACCCACACGGGGGACAGGCCCUAUUCCUGCACUUUAUGUGGGAAAAGUUUCACGCAGAAGUCCAUUCUCCUUAAUCACCAGAAGGUCCACACCGGGGACCGACCGUUCCCGUGCCCUGACUGUGGGAAAUGCUUUGCUAAGAGCUCGGACGUCAUCAGACACCGGAGGGUUCACACGGGCGAGAGGCCCUAUUUGUGUCUGGAGUGCGGUAAAUCCUUCACUCAGAACGCCAACUUUGUGAAGCACCAGAGGGCCCACACGGCGGAGAAACGCUUCGCUUGCCAAGAAUGCGGGAAGGCCUUCGCCAGCAACUCCACGCUGAUCAAGCACCAGCGGGUCCACACGCGGGAAAAGCCGCACCUGUGUUCGGAAUGCGGGAAGUACUUUUCCAGCAAGCCCAGCCUGCGGGAGCACAAGAAGCGUCACACAGGUGACAAGCCGUUCGGCUGCGACCAGUGUGGGAAGUGUUUUGUCAAGAAGUCCCACCUCACAGUUCAUGAGCGUAGCCACACCGGGGAGCGCCCGUUCCCUUGCCCGGAGUGCGGCCGGGGCUUCCCCACCAGCUCCAGCCUCCGUGCCCACCAGAGCGUGCACACCAAGGACACGCCGUUCACGUGCUUAGUAUGCGGCAAGGAGCUGAAGAGCCAGGCCAACCUGAUCUACCACCAGAGGAUCCACACCGGGAAGAAGCCCGACACCUGCCCUGAGUGCGGGGAGUCAUUCCUCAGCGGGCCUCAGCUACUUGUCCACCUGCGAAGCCACACUGGGGAGAAGACCUACACUUGCCAGGACUGCGGAAAGGACUUUGUCAGCCAGUCCCACCUCGACCGCCACAAGAGGACCCACACGGGCGAUAAGCCCUACGGCUGCCCCGAGUGCGGCAAGUGCUUCCCCAGCAAGUCCCACCUGGACAUCCACCGCCGCAUUCAUGCCGGCGAGAAGCCCUACAGCUGCCCCGACUGCGGCAAGGGCUUCAUCACCAAUUCGCACAUGGUCAUCCACCGACGCAUUCACACGGGCGAGAAACCUUACUCCUGCUCCAUCUGCGGGAAGUGCUUCAGUGGGGCCUCCAACCUUAUCAAGCAUGAGCAGAUACACGGGGGGGAAAAGGCCUACACCUGCUCGGAGUGCGGGAAGAGCUUCAUCAGCAACUCCCACCUGAUCAUCCACCAGAGAACCCAUUCUGGCCUGAAGCUGUACUCCUGUCCAGAGUGCGGGAAAAGCUUCUGCAGCAACUCCAGCCUCCUCCGGCAUCAGGAGUCGCACGCGGGAGAGCGACCUUACUCCUGCUCCGAAUGCGGCAAAGCCUUUGCACGGAAAUCCCACCUCUUCCAGCACCAGGAAGUGCACAGCGGCGGUGGUAAGCCCCACUCCUGCGCAGAGUGCGGAAAGUGCUUUGUCCACAGCGGCCACCUGGCCAAGCACCAGAAAGUUCACACUGAUGUCAAGCCUUACCCUUGUCCGGACUGCGAGAAGUCGAAAUGUUUCGCCAGCAAUGCCCACCUGAUCCAGCACGUGCGUGUCCACACAGGAGAAAAACCGUUCUCCUGCCUUGAGUGCGGGAAGUGUUUCAUUAGCAACGCCAACUUGGUGGUGCACCAGCGAGUCCACACCGGGCAGAGGCCGUAUCACUGCACUGACUGCGGGAAGUCCUUUGCCAGCAGCUCCCAGUUGGUGGAGCAUCAGCGGAUUCACACAGGAGAGAAGCCGUACUCGUGCCCAGAGUGCGGGAAACGUUUCACCUUCCGGUCCAGUCUGGUGAAGCACGAGAGAAGCCACACCGGAGAGAAGCCUUGCGGUUGCUCCGUUUGCGGGAAGAGCUUCAUGCAGAAUUCCCAUCUGGUGAUCCACCGGAAGACUCACCUGGGGGAAAAGCCGCAUUCGUGUGCAGAGUGCAGCAAGACAUUCAUCACCAAAGCCAGCCUGGUUAUCCAUCAGAGGAACCACACAGGCGAGCGGCCCUACCCUUGUGUCGUGUGCGGAAAAUGCUUCACUUGCAGCUCUAGCCUCGGCAUCCAUCAGAGGACUCACGCAGCGGACAAGCCGUACGCCUGCCCUGAGUGUGGCAAGAGGUUCCCCGGGAACUCGGAGCUGGCCAAGCACCGGAAGAUCCACACGGGCAGCCGGCCGUACACCUGCCCCGAGUGUGGCAAGACGUUUGUCCGCAACUCCGACCUGCGGGUCCACAGCAGGAGCCACACGGGCGAAAGGCCGUACUCUUGCUCCCAGUGUGGAAAACGCUUCGCCAACAGCUCCGUCUUCGCCAUCCACCAUCGCAGCCACUCGGGCGACCGCCCCCACGCCUGCUACAAGUGUGGCAAGUGCUUCAUCAGGAACUUUGACCUGGUUGUCCACAUGAGGCGCCACACCGGGGAAAAACCCUACGCGUGCUCUGAAUGUGGCAAAUGCUUCACCCAGGAGUCCUUUCUCGUCAAGCACCGCAGGAAACACGCCGGCAAGAUGCCUCACGCCUGCUUGGCGUGUGGCAAGGCAUUCAAGCGCAAGGCGCAACUGGAAAACCACCAGAGAGUUCACACGGGCGAAAAGCCUUUUACCUGUGAUGAUUGUGGCAAGAGCUUCCCGCUAAAGACCUCCCUGGUCAAACACCGCCGCAUCCAUUCCGGCGAGAAGCCGUAUUCCUGUGCAGAUUGUGGGAAGAGCUUCGCUUAUAACUCCCUCCUCCUGGAGCACCAGAAGGUCCACACGGGCAAUAAGCCGUUUCUGUGCCCAGACUGUGGCAAGUGCUUCCCGCGCAACUCCCAGCUGGUUAAGCACCGCAGGACUCACACGGGUGAAAGGCCUUUCCCAUGCAACGAGUGCGGAAAAUAUUUUGCUCACCAGUCCAUCCUCCAAGAGCACUUGAAGGUCCACACGGGUGCCAGACCCUACUUGUGUACAGAGUGCGGGAGGUCCUUCUCGCGCAAGACGGAGCUGGUAAAACAUCAGCGAAUCCACACAGGGGAGAAGCCAUAUGCCUGUCCAGAGUGCGGCAAGUGUUUUCGCCAGAGAGGGAUCUUGGUGACCCACCUGAAAGCCCACUCCGGGGAGAAACCUUAUUCGUGUUCUGAGUGCGGCAAGUGCUUCAAGAACAAGUCCAACCUUCUGAAACACCAAAGCACUCAUGAAGAGUGGAAGCUGUAUUCCUGUUCUCAGUGUGGGAAAACGUUUUCCUACAAGCACAACCUAGUCAGCCAUCAGUCGAUCCACACGGGAGACAAGCCUUACUCAUGCUCCGCGUGCGGGAGACGCUUUCUGAAAAAGUCAAACCUUGACGCCCAUCAAAGAACUCAUUCGGGGGAGAAACCGUUUCCGUGUUCCCAAUGCGGAAAAAGCUUUGCGCAAAAGUCAACCCUUGUGAGGCACAAAAGAACGCACACGGGUUUCCAUCCGUACUCCUGCUCCGAGUGCGGGAAAACGUUUGCGCAGAAGUCAGGACUGGUCCGCCAUCAGGCCACUCACACGGGUGCCUACCCCUACACCUGCUCAGAGUGCGGGAAAGGUUUUACGGCGAAGUCGGUUCUCCUCACCCAUCAGAGGGUUCACACGGGGGAGAAGCCUUUUCUGUGUUCUCGCUGCGGCAAAUGCUUUAGAUAUAAAGAAAGUGCUGAUCGGCACCGGCUGUUGCGUUGUGAGGUUGAUCACCCCUCAGGUAAGUAGACAGCAAGGCAGCAGAUG
Nanorana parkeri is the source of this 13350-nucleotide messenger RNA. RefSeq lists its product as uncharacterized. Gene Ontology annotation, cellular component: nucleus. The record is from RefSeq and is a predicted model, not a curated record. The transcript has 34 exons. Gene Ontology annotation, biological process: regulation of transcription by RNA polymerase II. Bases 1 to 13332 code for a protein of 4443 amino acids. Gene Ontology annotation, molecular function: DNA-binding transcription activator activity, RNA polymerase II-specific; RNA polymerase II cis-regulatory region sequence-specific DNA binding. Lineage: Eukaryota; Metazoa; Chordata; Amphibia; Anura; Dicroglossidae.